Messenger RNA from Mercenaria mercenaria, 921 nucleotides. RefSeq lists its product as uncharacterized. Lineage: Eukaryota; Metazoa; Mollusca; Bivalvia; Venerida; Veneridae. The record is from RefSeq and is a predicted model, not a curated record. The annotation marks the transcript as partial. The transcript is spliced from 3 exons.
AUGGCGAGAUUUGCAUCAACGAUAUUUGAAUGUUUUGUCGACUGGCCGACUCCGCCUGUUUAUGUAUCACUCGUAACGAGACACUGCGACAGUCCAACCAACAUUUUACAAGUUCAGAAUGCUACAAAAGAAACAUCGUAUGAACAGCAUUUAACAGUCUGCCUACCACCCUUACUAUUGCACUAUGAUAAAACUACCGACUUUAUAAAAUGGUUAGAGAUCAAUAGGCAGUUUGGAGUUGAUAAAUUUGUUGUUUAUAAAUACUCAUCCGGGUCUAAUAUUGACCGCGUGCUAGAACAUUACUCAGAACGAGGCUUAACGGAAGUAGUACAAUGGCGGCCGCCAAUGGUUGAUGAAAAUUUCCCACGAGAAAUUCAGCCUGUUGAAAUAGAAAAUUACGCCCAAACCGUGGCUCUUAAUGACUGCUUGUAUAGAAACAAGAAAACGUCAGAAUUCAUCACAAAUAUGGGCCUCAAUGAAUACAUUAUAUCUCCUUUUAACAAUGAAUCCACGAUACAUAAUAUGGUCAACAGCUUAGGCAUAAACGCCGCAGUGUACCAUGUGACCAAGUCUAUUUUGCAAAAGAGGCUCGACAAACCAAAACUGAAACCAAAAAGUAAAAUCAUUAGAGAAAAACAAAAAGAGAAACAAAAACUAAACUUACAAGCAGUAAAUGACAAACCCAAGCUGAUAAUUCGUACAGCAGAGGUUGAAUUUUCAUCAAUGCAUCAUGUGCCAGGUGUAGACAGUUACAUGGUUCCGUCCGAAAAAGCACUGAUGCAUAGAAACUCAGGUUUUGGACGAAAUCAAACAUUAGUCCCAAAAUUUGACAGUGUGCUGUCAUGGAAGAAUGGCUUGCCAGUCAAUAGUCAAAACUAUUACUCGAGGUCAAAAGGACAACAGACAGAUCAACAGCACCAA